This is a messenger RNA of Schistosoma turkestanicum, 2767 nucleotides long. NCBI's taxonomy places the organism in Eukaryota, Metazoa, Platyhelminthes, Trematoda, Strigeidida, Schistosomatidae. The record is from the annotation of a GenBank genome assembly.
GCAUCUGGCGGUGUUUCAACAGGAUGGCCACGGUCAAGGCCGUUAGGGCCAAAAAGGGCAAAGUCGAGAUAGAUGUCGAACGAUACCGUUCCGAGGCCCUUUGGAAUAAAGCCUUAGAAACAAUACUUGCCCAUGGAUCCGAACGAUCCACAUCUCUCCAUAUGUUGAAUCAACUAAUUCUGUGUGAGAAUGAACUAGAAUUGAAUGAGCAGGGUGAAGUUCCACCAGAAAACUUGUCGAAAGCGAAGAGGUAUGCGGAAGAAGUUGUGAAUGGAAGCGAUGAACAGUAUAAAUAUGAAGCAUCUGUUCUUCUUGGGAAAAUUUACUACCUUCAGGGAAAUAAUGAAAAAGCUCUGAAAAUUUUAAGCUCUCUUAAUUUGUUGUCCGCCAAAAUGGAUCCUAUUACACUACGUUUCAAUUGUAUCGUCAGUGAGGGUUUAGCUAUUCUGGGUUUGUGUAAGGAAGAACAGUCAAAGCUUAAAAGCCUACCCGAAAAAUCAAAAGAGAGAGAUAAUAUUAUUGUUUUAUUCAAUUUGGCCUGUCAUAUGUGCAUAAAACACCUUCAAGAAUUAGAUCGGAUCCAACCAGAGAAUACAAAUUUAUCUGUAAAUCUACCAUUGGUUGUGGAAAAAGUCAUACAAAGGAUUCCGGAAAUUCUGGUUGAAAAGGGUGAUAUAUCUGGUGCUAUUUCGAAAUAUCGAACUAUCCUUGGUUACUGUGAGCUGCCUGCUACUAAGUCUCUCAGACGAGCUUUAUGUUUACAAUUUUCCGAGCUGCUGUUACGUAGUGUAUGCAUUAAGUCAUAUCACAAGUAUAAUGUAUCGAUGGAUCAAGAUUCCCCAACAGAUAAGGAUUCUCAACUGAUUCCAUAUCGGUAUCCUACCAAUAGAUAUAUUCCAGAUAAUCGAAUAGAAGAAGCUGUUUUCUCGUUAAUGAUUUCUGAGCAUAUAGCUAGUCAAGAUGUUAUACUUAAUCGACCAUCAGAAUUAUCUGAACCUCAGAUAGUCCGAUCAUUUAACAAUGCAGCUGCUGUUUACGAUUUGCUUGCCAUCCUUCUUACUAAAGUUAGACAUUUUAAAUUUCUUUCCAAAUGCCUUGAGAAAUCGCUCAAAUUUUCAUAUCAUCAAUUUCAUAUCUGGUAUCAAUUCGCUUUAUCAUUAAUCAGUUCUAAACAAUAUUAUCGUGGUUAUUUAGCAUUAUGUGAAUGUUUAAGAAUUGAUAAUUCGAAAAUAUCAGUUUAUCUAUUUGCUAGUUCAUUAUGUUUGGGUCAUUUAAAUUUAAUUGAAGAAGGAAUGGAAUUAGCUUCACGUGCAGUUGAGGUUGCUUCACAGUCUGAAACAGCCUUUAUGGCUCGAGCUCAUUUACUAGUUGGUUGGGGUUGGUCCAUAUUGGCUAGAUCCUGCUGUGUUGUGGAUAAAAAGAGUCAAUUGCGCAAUCGUGCUGUAAAAGAAUAUAAAAUUGCUAUACAACUAGAUCCGGAUGAUUAUCUAGCAUGGUAUCAUUUAGCUGUGGAAUUAGCUACACAACGUCAUCUAGAUGAAGCAUUAUCAGUUUGUCAACAAAGUUUACAAUUAAUGCCAAUUCAUUCGAAUACAUUGUAUUUAUUAGCAUUAUUGCAUACAGCUGGAGGGAAACGUUUAGAUCAAGCUGCUAAAGCAUUAUAUGUUGGUUUAAGUGAUAGACCGAAUGAUUUUAAUUUAUUAUUUUUAUUAGCUAAAAUUGAAGAAGCCAGAAUUAAUCCGAAAGCUGGAUUAAAAAUUUAUCGUCAACUGUUAAAAAUAUGGCGUGAUACAUUCUUAUUAGGCAGUAGUGAUUCCAAAGUGUUAUUCAAUCGAAUUCGAAAAACCGCUUUAUCGAAUAAUAAUGAUACAACUAAUUUCAAUACUAAUGAUGACGUAACACUUCCAAAUACUUCUGCAUUCAGUCCAUCAUUAGAAUUAGACGAUGAUUGUUCAUUAUUAAAUUUCUGUGAAGAAAAAACUCCUAACAAUAUCAACUAUUUACAGUUUGCACUUUCUGACAUAGCAAUUGGCUGUCCUGGUCAAACUGGUGCAUCUAUUGUACCGAUUACAAGACAGUCUCGUUCGGGCAAUCAAAUUAAAACGACAGCUUUAAAAGUACAAAUUAAGAUUUAUCAAGGUUUAGCGGAGUCAUAUUUAGACAAUAAUCAAUUAUUUGAAGCCAAAGAAGCAUUAGAUGAAGUAAUGAAAAUUGGUGGUCUCGAUAAUCAAACAUUAUAUCUUCGCGGACGUUUAGCUGAAAAACGAGGACAAUCAUGCAUAGCCCGAUCUCUAUAUGAAAGCGUGAUUGCAUUAAAACCGGAUCAUUUACAGGCGUUACUCUCUUUAGCUAAUCUUUUGUACAAAAAUAAUCAAACAACUCUGGCUGAACGUGUUGCGCGAGAUGCAAUGAAUGUGGAUCCAACAAGUUUUCGCGUAUGGCGUUUACUCUCGGACAUAUUAGGGUCAUCAAAUACACCGGAACCAGCAUCUGAAGCUGUUGUUACACGUGCACUAUUAACAGCUAUUGAGCUGGAACAAACUGAACCGAUUGAACCAUUUUAUUGCUUACCUCUUGGUGUACGAUGUAGUUAAAUGUGAUAAUAUCCUUUUGUUACUCCUGAUCUUUUACAUUACUUACCACUGUAAUUAUACAUAUAUAUCUUCCUUGUAAUCAUAGUUGAUAAUAUUUAUGAAUUAACUUAUUUAUACGCUGAUUGAUCAAACUACCUUUGCAUUCCUUCAAAUAUAGAUAAAUAAAAUAUGAC